This is a messenger RNA of Coniophora puteana RWD-64-598 SS2, 1694 nucleotides long. RefSeq lists its product as uncharacterized. The record is from RefSeq and is a predicted model, not a curated record. The coding region runs from base 1 to 1149 and encodes 382 amino acids. Lineage: Eukaryota; Fungi; Basidiomycota; Agaricomycetes; Boletales; Coniophoraceae. The transcript is spliced from 4 exons.
AUGUCGGGCAACUCUACAAACGGAACGUCUCCAGCAAUUCCGGCUCUACCCCCCUCCCUCGACCUUCCCCCGCAUCUCUCCGCACAAAAGUACUUCUUCGUCUGCACCCUCACCGUCCUCGCAUGGGACACCCUCGUCCUCACCCCCCGCUCAUACAAGCUCGGCCGCCAGCCAGGAUGGCCAGCGCUCAAGUGGAUGUACUACUUCCUCCAAGUAUGGGUUCUUUCAGACUUCAUCGUCACCGGUGUCAUGUUCUUCAGCACGACUGUCGACGUAGAUACUACCUGCAAGGCUUUCUGGCCAUAUGAACCUAUCUGCACCGCCAUCCUCGUUGGCGUCGCCUCUGCCGUGCACGUCAUCCGUAUCAGCGCCAUCUACGACAAGGAUAACCGCGUUCGCUCUCUUCUUGGCGGCCUGUUCGCCGUCCAAGCCAUCGUGACCGCUAUCUGCUGUGGCUUCUACCGCUCCGUCCACCUCGAGCAGGGCCAAGGCUGCAUCGCCGGGCCCAGGAACAACGCCUCCUGGGUCGGCAUCUACUGGCUCGCCCCGACGCUCCUCUACACGACCACCUUCGUGCUCGCGACGAUGCGCUCGCUGCAGACGCUCCAGGCCAAGCCCAUGACAUACUGGCGCCUCAUGCUGCGCGACGGGCUGAACCUCUACGGCGCAAUCAUGAUCGUCAACCUCGCGAACAUGUUCUUCUACUUCCUCAUGACGCCGACGGACCCGACGGACCCGAUCAAGACGAUCGUGUCCUCGAUGGCGGCCGUGCUCACCGCGACGAUGUCGAUGCGCAUUAUCCUCGGCGUGCGCGGCUCGCUCGCGGGCGGCGGGGCGUUUGCGGGCGCGAGCGCGGCGUCGUCGUCUGCGAUGGGAUCCGGGUCCGGGUCGGGAAGCGGGCGGAGGGGCCAGACGCAUACGUUCACGCUGGGCGAUAUGCGCGAUGCGGCGAGUGUGCCGGCGGCGCCGAAGGAGAGCGUUGUCGCGGCGAACUGGGAGGCGGACAAGAACAGCGUCGGCGAGGAGGCCAAGGGCGUGCUGCCCGAUGGUGUCGAGGUGCCUGGGCUCACGCACGGGCCUGUGGGGGUGCAGGUGACUGUUGAUCGGCAGGUGGAGUAUGAUGAGGGGUUUAACAAGGGCAGGAAGUAGAGCGCGCGGUGGUGGGCUGUAAAAGGUCGGCUUGCGGUGCUCUGCUUUGUCUGUUUAUGUUUCGCCUUUUCUUCGUGCGUUUGUUGGAGCGGGAGGCGGGGAAAAGAAGUGGGGGACGAUGUCCGUGUCGCAAACGCGGACACAAAACCUGAUUUGCUCGAAGUUAUAACCAUCCAUCCAUCCGUUUUCUUGCUUUCUUCACCUCUUCCGACGCGUGCAUGUAGGAGUUUAAUUCGGCGUGCUGCUGCCUCGGGAAGGACAUGCCCUUUCUUGUGCCUCGCCUUCCCUCCCUUGAUCUAAAUGUGUUGAUCUUUGUCCCCUGUACUACCUACCUAUCUUAGCUUACCUGACUUGGCUCCCAUUCCCCUCCUCUGCUUGCGCCUCUGAAUCGCGUCGAUGCCUCGGAUGCCAGAUGCCUCGAUGGUUCCUGAAGGUGGAGGGGGCAAUCGUAUGUUUUGAUCUAUCUAUCUAUUUGCUUCUUCCUAGUUUCUGCUGCUUUGUACAUAUGUGUAUAGAUGGGUUUUGAAGUAGGCAGAGGUCUGUAC